CCAAUCGUGAGCAUCAGUGUUCAAUUCCCAAUACCGACUCAUCAUCGUAAAAUUUUCGGUAGCUCAGAAUGAGAGAAGUUGCAUCGCCAUCAUGAGUGGACAAGGUCUUGAGGUCCUGCUGGAGGGCCUGAUACCAGAGAUUGCAUAUUCUGGGGAAGAAGGAAUGUCGAUCAACGACUUUCUGAGAAUUGUGCGGCGAUAUCAUCUGAGUCUUGGCGGGCAAGAUGCGUCAACCCAGGGCGACGCAGCGACGGGGCUGCAAGGGCAGGUCGACGAUGCGAACCUGGAGAAAUCGCUUACAAAGGCCGAGAUGGCAUCAGCACGCUGGGCAUGGGACUGGCUGCGCUCCCGCCCGCAGAUUCUCAUCAACGGCAACAAGCGAUGGAAUCGACUCGAGCUGAGCGAAGCACUUGGGCUCCCAGAGUCCGAGUCGAUAGACCCAGCAAUUGCCUCGGCGGCAGGGGAUGCCAAUGAAACCGAGGAAAACAAGGGCAAAAAAACCAAGAAGACGCUCACCACCCGGCCAAGGAUACAUCCUUCCAAGGAUCUGGUCUGGCAGACAUUGACUCGUCAUGGAGUCGACUACAAGCGGGUACCCGCCCUCGAAUGGGCUUGCUUGCAGGGCAUCGCAUCAACCAGGUCAGAGGGCAUCCUCCAGAGCGACCUCCGACGCCUGGUCAAUCAAGACAAGCGGUCCCUGCCGAAGCGGACCGAUUCGCUCGCCCGGAAAGGCUACAUCGCCAAGCGGACAGUCGUUGUGCAAAAGAUGAAAACCAGCAGGCUGUGGCUGAUCGACUUCGCCCCUCCGCUCGUCGAGGAGGAAACAUGUGGCAUGGACCUGACACCCGAGACUCUGAGCAAAGACCUGGAACCCGUGCCGUGGCAUCAGCGCUGGACCGGCAACAACAUUGACAUGGACGCGCUUGGUAGGACUGUCGUCGGUGUCGUCAAGGCAUUCAACGUGAUCCGCUACGCCGACUUGAGAUCCAAGAUGGGCGUCUCGGGCAAGCGGUGGCAGAUGAAGACGCUCGCCAAGAACUGUCAGCGUUUGGUUGACGUCGGUGUGCUGAAAUACACCGCUGCUUCAUUCCCAGGCAUGCGAAAAGUCUUCAAGGACUGUCUCAAGUUUGUGCGGGAUCCCAAUGCAGAAGAGUGGGAGAAGUUCCUCGCCACCGGCAAGAAGACAUCUCUGUAUUCGGACCCAACCAGGCACAGGGAGCCGAAACCCAACGCCCUGGCCCUGUACGGGAAGUCUGGAGGAGAUGGCACGGCGGGUGGAGAUGCACGCUCCAAAGUGAGGCGCAUCUUCAGCGGCUGGACACCCGAAAAGCCUCUCGCCCAAACGGUCUUUGAGGUCAUCCGGCGCGCCGGCACCGAAGGGGCAUCUAACCCUCAGGUAAGCGUGGCUACGAUUGGCUACCAGCAUCGACGGUACCUCUCGAGUUACCUGAUGAAGGUCGCCGAGACCCAGCAACCGCCGCACCUCAAGAAGUUCGAAAUUGUGAGCAAGCUUGUUCGCACAGGAAAGACAUCCGCCUACAUGUACUCAGCACCCGGCAAAGCCGCUCUCUCGCAGAUUGACGAAGAAGGCCCACGGAUGGACGAGCAGACCGCAGCUGAGAGCUCAUCGAGCUCAGCACCCGCGGAUUUAUUCGGCUUCGGUGCAGUACGACCCAAAGCUUUCAGUGCAGGUCCAGAUAUCUCGCUCUCUGAAAUGUCGCGGGUCGCCAGGAAAUGGAAGCCUUCAGGCAAGCGGAAGCUGUUGCCUCGUCUCAGACCAGAACACGUAGUUGUGGCAGAGGUCGUUUCUGAGGCAACAGCCCAGCAGGAUGCCGUGAUGAUAGAUCAACAAGAGGAACCUGCGAAGCCUGGAAACAGCGGAACUGGAAAGCGCUUUUGUGAGGAGAUGGCAAAAGAAGUUCCCGAGGGGCUUGGCAACGGCGCAGUUCAGUCACUUGAUCAACAAGCGCAGGCCCCAUCGUCCAACAUCGCCGUUACCAAUGGGGUCGCCAAAGUUCCAACCGAUGAGGACCUCGUCAUGAACGUCCAAUAUAAUGGCAUUGUUGGCAAACUCCGGGUUCACCGCUCGGAGGGCAAUCUCUCGUUUCUGAGAACUGGCAGGGGUCUUAAGAAGCCUUUACUCAUCCCCAUCGACGACAAUCUCGAUGACCCUGCCAUACGGAACGUUCCAGGAAGCGAGGAGAAGAGCUUGGUUCUCGCCUCGGGUGAUAGAAACGGGGCGUCGGCCUGGACUUACGUCUUCAUAUUUGACGAUGAGAGUCAAGAGAACGCUGGCUGGAUUCAGCAAGAAGUCAUCAAGAUGAAAUCACCUACCUACAGAGAGCCUACUCUUAUCUCAGAGGAGGUUGCAGCGGCUCCCGAGGAGAUAACAGUUCAAGUUGCCCCACCUGAACCUACUCGUGGCCAAGCACGAGGCCGUGGAGGGGCUCGCGGCAAAGGCAAGGGCAAGAAAGGACAGGCCACAUCCGCAGGCGCAAAGCCCUACGUCUGCUCAAUCUGUGGCGGCGCCUGGAAAAACGACAUUGGGCUCAAAUACCACCUCGAAAAGGCUCAAGUCCCCUGUAACCCCAACUUUGAUCCCGCCAUUCUGCUCGAGAGGACUCGAAAGCGUCGCAAGCCAUCACCGGUUCCCCCUUCCGUGGCAAACUCUGAAGCUGGGGAUGACGAGACUGUGGGCCGCACCGGCAAAGCCAGAAGUGCAAAGAAAAGCCAGAAGACUCGCUUUUUGAGACUAAGAGUUCGCUCCGCUCUGCGCUCUGUGCAAGGCCCAGCCCACACUUUCCGUGGUAUCAGAGCUGCAGAUGCUGGAGAUACGGAGGCGGCAGCGAGCUGGGUCCCAGAACGCCCGAAAGAUGCGUUCAGGGGUCUCCUUUCACAACAAGCCAGGGGUCAAGAGCCUGGGUCAGCAGCAGCUGGUUCAACUAAGAACAACCUUCUGCCCACGGCCCCUUCAAGCAGCUUCGGGGCAGGGACACUCUUUGGCAUGAAGUUCCGCCCUUCGACACCUGCUGGAACUGUGCGAUACCCUGCAUCCAUCGCCAGCGUCAAACACGACGCACCAAGGAACGUCCCGACCGUCAUUGAUGAGCAUGCCCCGGACGUGGUUGCGAGCCGCCAGCGAUCGGGGGACCUGCCUUUUUUGCAAACCGCGUCCGCAACACACUCGCCGUCUCGAGGCCCUGAGGGCCCUGUGAUGACAGGUGAUGCAUUUGGCCACAAAUCAUCAUGUUAUACUGCUUCCGAGGAGGUAAUCCUGCUUCCUCCGGACGGAACACCUCGGCCCAAUCGAUACGAUGACCCUUCCGUUUCGAGGGGUUCCCUUAGGACCGGCCGCUCAGAGUCGCGUCACAGCGAGUACCCCGAUCCCAUACCUCAACAUGCUGACGACCAGACGGGACAAGUGUUCAACACUCAUUCAUCCACGUCGCAGAACGGGCAGGGACUUUACAAGGCGUUUAUCCCGAGUAUGAACUACAACCGCAUGACCAGCGAGGCGAAAAGGCGAGCCUCCCAGGCCUUUGACAUCAUAAUAUAUCUGCUGGACAACAACCUCGGCGUGUUCCCUGGCGAUCAGGCCCUGUUCUACGCACUGACCAAGGUCUUUUUGAAGGAGUUUCCCAACCAGACACCGCCCAACUGGAAGAACUUCACCAACGCGGUCAAGGCCAUCGAGACUCGCAAGAUCGCCGUCCUUCACACUCACAUGCUCAAGACAGACCGGGCAAAAUUGCAAACGUGUACACUGCUUGUUAAAGCCGGCGUCGACCCUAACGGGAUAAUUGCAUCCACCAUGAAGCAAAAGAUGCGGGAGAAGUACCCUGGCAUAUUCAUUCCGCCUGCCUUCUCACCGACACAGGAAGAGCUGGCUUUAUUGCAGGAUCUCGACAGAAAGACGCCGGGCAAGGAUGAAGCCAAGCCGAACGCCAAUGGCCAGAAGUUCCGCAGCAGGCGCAAGAUCGAGGAGAUCGAAGUCUUCAAUGCGCCUUACUACACCAACACUGCCCCCACUGCUGGGUCCAUAGGUGAUCUCGUUUGGAAUCGGGGAUAUUCUGGCGGAGGAACGGGUGGUCGAAAGCGGUCGGCUUACGACAAUUCAUCCGCUGGACCCCCCCAAAAGAGGGCGAAAGCGAGUCUGCAGCACGACGAAUACGGAGACGUUCCGGUGGAUCCUAGCAUCAUGGGGGUUUCGACAUUGUCACAGUUUGGUCAGCAGGAUGGCCCGUCUGUGCUCGAGGCGAUCAAGGCGUAUAGCCUGUUGCCGGCGAAACCGGGACCGCGCGGCCGGCGAAGGCUGUCUUAUUCAUACAAGCCGUUGGACAAACUUCCGCCCGAGCUUGGUAGAGUCAAGAACCCUGGGUUGGGCAGUUUGCCUGACAGCUUCUUCGCGAACGCGCCUGGGGCAACCCCAUUUCAGUUCGUCACACCCGAUGUCUUGUUUCUGGAACCCAACACCAACCUCGAGGAAGGACCCGAAGAGGCAGAUGAGGAUGGCCAGAGCCAGAGCCCGGCUUCAAGUCGGGAGAGCACCGAAGAUAUCUUGGAGGAGCCUGAGAUAGACGAGGGCACCGAUGCAGCAAUCGAAAACCCUAAAGGGUUCAGAUUCGUUACUCCAAAUCCCCUGAAGCCCUGGACGAAAGGCGUUUGGCCCGCCCACACUCUCUGGUAUUUCGAGCGUUACGUGGGCGGCAGCGUCACUCUCGAGGGGUGGAUGCCCGGUCGGAAAUGGCUUCUGGCGCAAAACCUGCCGUGCAGCGCGGAGGAUAUGGCAGCGAAACAGAAGGCUGAGAAAAUAAAAUUGCGCGACUGGGUCGAUAGGGACUAUGCCAGGUUUUGCUCCCUCAUCAACCGAUGCGCAUCAUGGGAGCAGUCGCAGGCCGGCACGGCAGUCAUGUUGGGCAGUGAUGUGGCGCCUGGCCACAUCUUCAUCAACGUCUCAGCUCCGCCGUCCAGAACCAACAUGAGGCCGAUCAAUUUGGGAUGGUCAGAGGAUACACAUUACAACCUCGAGACUCUGCCGUACGAAGAUUUGGAAGAUGAUGACUACGGCGAUGUCAUGUACUACGAGGACGGAGAGAGAGUUGGGAGAGCGGGUGAGCUGUCGCCCAAGAAGCGCCGCGUUCAGAGACCGCCUGGGGCGAAGCGAAUGCAGGGGAGGCCCCCCAAGCUUAGGCUUGCGGCCAUCAAGACGAUGCGUGAGCAUACGGCAUUCCCGAGAGCGCCGGAAGACCUGCUGCGGGACGAGCAGGAUGAUCUCGACUGGUCGAGCGAGAACGUCCGAUUGGCGGCCUUCAUCGUCGUUACGACCUUGCUCGGUGGUGUGGACAGGGUUGUGGAUUGGGGGUUGAUGUUGAGGCUCGUGCCAGACCAGACGAUUAGCCAACUCCGGCACUACUGGUGUGCCUUGAAGAAGGAUCGACUGUCGACCAUUGUCAGCCUGACCGAGAAGUUCCGCCGGGCAUUCCUCAAGGCGUACGAAAAGAAUGAAGUUCCGCCUAUCGACUAUGACAAUGUUCUGGCAUAUGACUGGAAGUUCCUUAUCAAGUGGACCACGCAGCUGGACAUGGCUGAAAGACGGACACUGCCAUCGACUCGGAAGGCGCUGGACGAGACGGUAACGGUAUCCAACGUUAAGCACGGAAACCGGCAUUGGAUGGAAGCCUACUAUCAUCCCCAGCGAUCCAUGUUCAACAAGUUCCAGGACGCGACAUCCGAGGCGCUUGCUCUUUCGGUGGACGACAUUCCCGAGCCAAAGCCAAGCCUCGAGAUGAUCCUGGCGAUGUCUUGGACGAGGUCGCUUUGCGUGACACCGGUCGAGGCCUACACGGCCGAAGCCGUUCUCCACAAGCGCAACAGCCUGUUCCCAACCCACACCAAGACCGAGAUCACCGAGUUGAUCAUGAAGGGCGUCGACCAACUCCAGCGCAAGGGCGUCAUUUCCAAGUCGUCGUCCAAGUGGACAAACGGGCGCUCAUGGCGCUUCAACACGCGGGUGCUCGACUGCCUCGAGAAAUUCGCGCAGCAAGACAAGUUCGUCAAGGCCGUGCAGUUCAAGCAGGAGCUCGACCGGGCCUUCCGCGCGGACGAAAAGAAGCGCGUGACGUACCUCACCAACGAUGGCAUGAUCAUGGCCCUGCUCAACCUGCAGGCCAACGGCCGCGUGCGCGUCGAGACCACGGGCCAGCCCAACGUGCCCUUGGGCCACGAACCGGGCAACUACGAGACACGCAAAUACACAAAGAAAUACAUGCACUUCCGCCUCGACAUAGUCCCGACCGGGUCGUACCUCUACGAUGAUGCUGAAGAAAACGAGGAUGCCACCCUUGCAGACCUGCGCCACCGCGUCAAGACCGCCCUGCCACCUACGCAGGGCCCCGGCGGCGCGGUCCCCGUUUGGUGCGACGUGUUUGGCAACGUCGACGCCGACCGCUGGCUGAGGUACCUUAGUGCGGUGCUGGUCACGCUUGCGUCGCGUGGGUCGAUGGGCGCCGAGGACCUGGUGCGGACGCUUAAGCCGAUCAUCAUGAUAUUUGAGGCCGAAUUGAUCAUUGAGUGGGCCGGCAGGCUGGGGCUGGUGAAAGCGCAGCUGGAGGGCUCCGCGCCGGCUGUGAUGGAGUGGUGGUGGAUUGCAGUCGAGAUGCAGCGAGUUGGGCUGGAGGCGGCUGAGACGGGGACCAUUGGGAAGCCGAAUAGGAACGUGAAUUGGACAGGGACGGGGAGUGUUGGGGUUGCAGGGAGGAAGAGGAAGGCUUUGCCUUCGGGGCGGCCGGUCAAACCCGGUGAGGGGGUAAUUCGCUUGAGUCAAGGACGGGGUAAUACUUGAGUUCUUGACAAUAAAGGUUGCGCGUGUAAGUGUGGGAAGGCGCUGGUUGUUCGUGGUGGAGUGUCUGCUUUGGCGUUGGGUGGUACAACGAUCUCCUGGCAUGGUGAGCAUGGAGAAAAUGCGGCUGGAAAAUGGGUACCGGAGUUUGGCGAUACCCCUUUUACAGCUAUCUUCUGCGUUACUGGAAGCCAUGGAUAUAUGGCUGGGGAAAAAGUAUGUUUUGUCUGGCACAGUUGUGAACUCGUAGUGGGAGCAGUAGAUCAAGUCAGGAUUGUUCGCUUACCCCUGAAUCAUUCCACGCAAAUCUGUAGAUGGAUAGCACCAAACGUUUC
This is a messenger RNA of Parathielavia appendiculata, 7173 nucleotides long. RefSeq lists its product as uncharacterized. Gene Ontology annotation, molecular function: DNA binding. Gene Ontology annotation, biological process: transcription initiation at RNA polymerase III promoter; 5S class rRNA transcription by RNA polymerase III. The transcript has 3 exons. Gene Ontology annotation, cellular component: transcription factor TFIIIC complex. The record is from RefSeq and is a predicted model, not a curated record. Lineage: Eukaryota; Fungi; Ascomycota; Sordariomycetes; Sordariales; Chaetomiaceae. The coding region runs from base 92 to 6841 and encodes 2249 amino acids.